Messenger RNA from Mytilinidion resinicola, 801 nucleotides. RefSeq lists its product as uncharacterized. The record is from RefSeq and is a predicted model, not a curated record. The transcript is spliced from 2 exons. NCBI's taxonomy places the organism in Eukaryota, Fungi, Ascomycota, Dothideomycetes, Mytilinidiales, Mytilinidiaceae. The coding region runs from base 1 to 801 and encodes 266 amino acids.
AUGCCUUCCCUCGCUUCCCCUCCUUCCGCCGACGCCGAGUUCAUGCAGUUCGCGGCCUACUUCCUCCUCGAGCUUUUUCUCACGAUCCGCCCUGAAUUCUUCCCCUUCUUCUGGAGCGCCAUAUACUGCGAGCGCGCAGUCGGCGAUUGCCGAAUUGUCAGAUAUCGUUGUCAGCAGGCCGGCCAGUGGACAGUACCGCAAAAUCUCGACCCGCAGAUAGCGAAAGCGUUGCUGUGCUUUACUAUGUGCGACGAUGCCCCCGUGGUUUUGGCUCUGAUCCUCAAUGAUCUCUUCGGACACGAGACUAUCGCAGUGGUUACCCUUCGUGUCAUUCCCAACCUCUGGCUACUGAGGCACGGAGAGUUAGUAAGCCCGCGUCUGGGCGAUAUAACGAGAAGCCACACAAUCGUUAGAGUGGGACAAAUGGUACUAGACUUAACCGGCUCCCAAUUUCUCCAUACCAAGCCUUGGGGACCUUUGGCCGACUAUCUCCAAGCGUACACGCAAGACCCCGACCAUCCGUACCUCUUCCAGCAAAUGAGCCUAGACGAAAAGUGGCAAAAUAUGCCUAAGAAUGUUGGCCGAGACUAUCUUAAUGCCAUCGUCACUCUUCUGCGAGAAAGACUAUUUGCUACGUACAAGGCAUGGCUAGAGAAAGAGGGGCUAUCAAUGAAACAAGUACUAUCCAAGGCACAUAAGAGAAAAGAGCUGAUCGAAGCGCUACGUCUCUGCGCGAAGACUGCCGCCGUGGAGUGCAAGGAAGAGUGGAAGAAGAAGUACCCGGAGUGCAACUUCGGAUGA